CUCAUCCUUUUCGCAUCUCUCAUCUCUUUCUCUCUUAAUCUCAAUCCAUUUUCAUCAAUUUCUCUUCCAUGUAUGUUUACACUGAUCGAAUCGGAGUACAGUUCAAAGAAACAGAGUAAUUUGAUGGAGAUUCAUAGAAGAACGAAGAAGCAAUCUCAUCAAAUUGUAAUCGCGCAAAGUUAAGCAUUAAGAAGUUAGAAUCUUCGAAGAAAGUACUUUAUUGGGUCGUUCGUGAUCUGGGUUUCUUCUCUUUCCAUUAAAGCAGGACCAUCUUGCAGCUUAGUCGCUUAUGAACAUUCAUUUGAAGUAUAAUGCCUCCCAGGAAGAAACCCAACUCGUCGUCGAAGAAAUUGAAUCAGAAUCAGCAAAGUUCUCAGGCAUCAAAGUUUGGUAUUCAGCAUUUUUUUGAGAAACACACACAAAAUAAUAGCAGUCAAACCCAUAAAAAGGGUCCGGCUUUACCAGCUUCUCAUACAAAUUUAACUAGGUCAAGUCCUGAAAUCCUGUCUGAACUGAAAUCAAUCAACGAGGGAGUGAUUCCAGAAUUGGGUAAUUCGAGUAGUACAGUCCAAAAGCAAGAACACUCAAUUCAACCUCAGGGAAACUUGGUUAGCGGGAUUUCAGCUGUUGAGAAUGACAAAAAGGGGAAAAAUAUAUGUCCUUCGCAACAUACACCUCCUGAAAAGCUUCUACCUAUAUCUGAAGUCUCACCUGAAAUAUGUAAAUCUGUUUCAUUGAAGCGGUUCAAAUUUUCACCUGGAAUGUUGAUAAAACAAAGUCAAGAUGAUGGAGUCAAUGAAGUUACAUGGAAGAUUUCACCUAUCAAUGACAAACUUCAAUUUGGGUCAAAGCAUUUACCAGAAGUGAUAAAAUUGUUGGCUGAUUCUUCACGGUUCAACUCUACAGAAUUUCACGGCGAUUCAAAGAAUAAGGCUCAGAUUUCUCCCUCGUUACCAAAUAGCAUAGAGAACGGGAUUUCUUUAUGUUCAUUCAAGGCUGCAAAGCUGACUAUGGUUCCCAAGUGGGAUAAUUUAAAUAAUCUCUUCCCUGGUUGUAAUGUGGAUUUGCAAAUCCAUAGAAAUAGUAAUGAUGAGAAGAUUUUUGACGUGACUGAAACUCAGAGUCCUUUCAAGACUCCACCAUCAUUGUCGUAUUUACAUGAGAAGGUUGAAGAUGUUGGGUCCAGUGAACCAGUUGAUGAGCUUGGAUCAAAGCAGUACAAGAAGGCAUUGCUUGAACUUCUAGAUCAGGUGGAGGAUGUUAUCUCUAUUGAAGAAUCAACAUCCACAGAUGGAGAGUCAAGCAUGUGGGAGGUUAAUGGCAAAAAUAAUGAUGGAAAACCAAAUGAAACCGAUCCUUGUCACAAAAGCUUACCAAUAAAUCUGGCACAAAUGGAGCAUCAGGGGAAUCCCUUAAUUUAUUAUUUGGUAUUGGAGGUUUCCGACGAACGAGGAUCAGUCAAUUCAUCUGCAUUUCAGUGCUGUAAGGUGCUACGAUUGUUGAAUGAGCAAAGUGGACAAGAGCGAGUAGUGCGUUUGUGGGAUGAGUGGUUUUACAGCAGCAUUGCACCAGGGGACACACUUAGUGUGAUUGGGGAAUUUGAUGAGCAUGGCAAAUGUGAUGUGAAUCAUCAAAACAACUAUUUCAUUGUUCACCCAGAUAUAUUGGUGUCUGGUACUCGAGUUGCUUCUAGUUUCAGUUGCCCAAGACGAACUGUUCUAGAUGAGCGGCUAAAAAGCAGUGAACAAUCUGUAGCAGCAUUGAUGGGCACAUUGAUGCAUCAAGUAUUUCAGGCUGGAUUGAUGAAAGAGGAUCCGAGUAGAGAAUUCCUUGAAGAUUAUUCUAGACAAGUGCUUCUAAGGAGCAUUGAGAGCUUAUAUGCUUGUGGAGUUAAUGAAAACGAACUACGCAGGACCAUGAUUGAAGCAAUUCCAAGAAUAUUAAAUUGGAUACAUGUCUUCCGGGAUUCGCAGGAUUCAAAAGCUUCCAAUGUUAACUUCGGUUUCAAUGAUGGAUUAAAGAAGGUUAAUGUGUCAGAGGUGGUUGAUAUAGAAGAAAUGGCAUGGGCCCCAAAGUAUGGACUUAAAGGAAUGAUUGAUGCAUCCAUUAGAGUAAUGGUCAAAACAGAUAAAAAUGGAGUGAAUGAGAAAAUAAUGCCACUAGAACUAAAAACUGGAAAAGCAACCACUGGGCAGUCAGCAAUGGAACACCGCGCACAAGUCAUGUUGUACACGCUUUUGAUGUCUGAGAGAUAUUCAAAUAAUGUAGACUCGGGUCUUUUGUACUAUCUCCAUACAGAUCAGACUGAGGGAAUUAUGGUUCGAAGAUCUGACUUGAUUGGGUUAAUUAUGCGACGGAAUGAACUUGCAAAUGACAUUCUAAGGGCAUCAACCUCUCAUAAGCUGCCUCCGGUUUUACAGAGUUCCAGCAUGUGUAAAAGUUGCCGCCACCUUCAUACUUGUGCCAUUUAUCAGAAGGCACAUGGUGGAAGCACAGAGAGCAGUGAAUGGAUGGGUGUUUUUAAUUCAUUUGUUCAGCACUUAACGAGUAAACACUGUGCUUUCCUUCGGCAAUGGGAGCGGUUGAUUGACCUGGAAGCCAUAGAAAUGAAGGCUGGAAAAAAAGGAAUCUGGUGUCCACCUAGUCCUGGAGAAAACUCAGCUGAUUGUUUAUUCCCUCUUGUACUUGAUACUAAAACUGAUGGGUCCAUUCGGAAGAGCUUGCCAGAUAGCAAUAAAUUCGUUUAUCGCUUUGUGUUCCCUAAUUUGGAUUCUCCCAGCUCUGCUGUUUCUCCAGAAAAAACCAUGCAUAGCGCUAUGAGAUCUGGAGACUAUGUGUUGUUAAGCAACGUGCUUGAUCAACUAACUGUUGCAAGUGGAAUCAUAAUGGACAUCACUCCUUCCCAUGUGAUUGUUUCCUUCUCAAAGCGCCUAAGGCUUCCAGGGAGAAAGUCUUCUUCCCACUCACAAGAUCUCAGACAAGAGGUCUGGCGUAUUGACAAGGAUGAAAGUAACACAAUAUUUUCCAUUAUGAGGUUUAAUCUUAUACAACUUUUUCUCCAAGAUGAGCAUAAAUCUCAUUUAAGAAAGAUGAUUGUGGACCUAGAGGCACCCAAAUUUGACGGUGGAUCUGUCCUUAGCCAGGAUCCUGCAAUAUCAUAUAUUUGGUCAGAGAAGGGUUUGAAUAAUGAUCAGCGUAGAGCCAUAGUAAAGAUACUUACAGCAAAAGACUACGCACUUAUUCUUGGAAUGCCUGGAACUGGAAAGACCUCAACUAUGGUCCAUGCAGUGAAGGCAUUGUUGAUGAGAGGUGCAUCAAUUUUGCUUACAUCCUAUACAAACUCUGCUGUUGAUAAUUUGCUUGUCAAACUAAAAGCUCAGGGCAUAGAUUUUAUACGAAUUGGAAGAACUGAUGCUGUUCAUGAGGAGGUUCGGAGUCAUUGCUUAUCAGAAGUAACCAUCAAUAGUGUUGAGGAUCUUAAACAAAGGCUAGAGCAAAUAAGAGUCGUAGCUGUUACCUGUCUGGGGAUAACUAAUCCAUUGCUUGCCAAGAAGAGAUUUGACGUGUGCAUCAUGGACGAAGCUGGACAAACCACACUUCCAGUAGCUCUAGGACCAUUGAUGUAUGCAUCAAAGUUUGUCCUCGUCGGUGACCAUUAUCAAUUGCCACCACUUGUGAAGAGUACAGAGGCCCGGGAAAAUGGAAUGAUUGAUAGCCUAUUCUGUAGGCUGUCUGAAGCUCAUCCACAAGCAAUUUCAGCACUUCAAAGCCAGUAUCGUAUGUCUGCAGGAAUUAUGGAAUUAUCAAAUACGCUGAUAUAUGGUGAUAGAUUACGGUGUGGAUCUUCAGAAAUCGAGACUGCCAAGCUUCAAUAUAAAAGCUCCAAAUAUUCCACAUUGUGGUUAAAGGAGGUUUUAAAUCCAAACCGUCCCGUGAUAUUCAUCAAUACAGACAUGUUGCCUGCUCUUGAGGUAAAAGAUGGAAAAACUGUUAAUAACCCCAUUGAAGCUUGUAUUGUUGUGGAGAUUACGGGAGAACUAGUUAACAAAGGUGUAGAAGAGGAUCACAUUGGUAUCAUCACUCCUUACAACUCUCAGGCAAAUCUUAUCAGCAGCACUCUCUCCAUGUCUGUGGAGGUUCAUACCAUUGACAAAUACCAGGGAAGGGACAAGGAUUGCAUUGUAAUUUCCUUUGUGAGAUCAAGUGAAGGUCCUAGGAACAACAUAUCUUCAUUGCUCGGGGAUUGGCAUAGGAUCAAUGUCGCCCUUACUCGCGCCAAGGUUUGCAUCCUGUUUCUCUUUGUUCUAUUCAUAUUAGACUAAAUUGAGUACAUUUAGACAAAAUCAUCAUUUGGAAACAAGAGAGAUGAUCUACAUAUUGUCCCUUAAAUGGAUAAGUUGAUCAAACUCAUGAGUU
Impatiens glandulifera is the source of this 4416-nucleotide messenger RNA. Its product is annotated as DNA replication ATP-dependent helicase/nuclease JHS1. NCBI's taxonomy places the organism in Eukaryota, Viridiplantae, Streptophyta, Magnoliopsida, Ericales, Balsaminaceae. The transcript has 33 exons. The record is from RefSeq and is a predicted model, not a curated record. Bases 312 to 4322 code for a protein of 1336 amino acids. Gene Ontology annotation, molecular function: single-stranded DNA helicase activity; 5'-flap endonuclease activity. Gene Ontology annotation, cellular component: cytoplasm. Gene Ontology annotation, biological process: replication fork reversal.